GGCGCAGUUCCUAGCCCCAGCGUUGUAGUGCAGCCGGAUCAAAGGCGGGUGACAAGAGAAAUGGGGUGGGGCGGGGGCGUGGUAUGCCCAACUGUGGACGGAUCGCACCCCGGGCCACCAUUGGCGCGGAUGGCUCAGCCCAAGAACCGGGGGUACGGCGCAGCGCGGCUAAAUGCGGGAGCAGGCCAGGAGCCGCUGCCAUGGCUGUAGGCAAUAUCAAUGAGCUGCCGGAGAACAUUCUCCUGGAGCUCUUCACCCACGUCCCCGCCCGCCAGCUGCUGCUGCGCUGCCGACCUGUCUGCAGCCUCUGGCGAGACCUCAUUGACCUGGUGACCCUCUGGAAGCGCAAGUGCCUUCGAGAGGGCUUCAUCACCGAGGACUGGGACCAGCCUGUGGCUGACUGGAAGAUCUUCUACUUCCUGCGAAGCCUCCGAAGGAACCUCCUUCACAACCCGUGUGCAGAAGAGGGAUUUGAGUUCUGGAGCCUGGACGUGAACGGAGGAGACGAAUGGAAGGUGGAAGAUCUCUCCAAAGACCAGCGGAAGGAAUUCCCCAAUGACCAGGUCAAGAAAUACUUCGUGACUUCCUAUUACACCUGCCUCAAGUCCCAGGUGGUGGACCUCAAGGCUGAAGGGUAUUGGGAGGAGCUGAUGGACACCACCCGACCGGACAUCGAGGUCAAAGACUGGUUCGCAGCCAGGCCAGACUGCGGGUCCAAGUACCAACUGUGCGUUCAGCUUCUGUCAUCGGCGCACGCACCACUGGGGACCUUCCAGCCAGACCCGGUGACGAUCCAGCAGAAGAGCGACGCCAAGUGGAGGGAGGUUUCACACACAUUCUCCAACUAUCCUCCCGGCGUCCGCUACAUCUGGUUUCAACACGGAGGCGUGGACACUCAUUACUGGGCCGGCUGGUACGGCCCGAGAGUCACCAACAGCAGCAUCGUCAUCGGGCCCCCUCUACCCUGAUGGCCUCUGAGCCCCAAUCCUCUGAACCCUAAUUGGUAAACAGCUAUCAGAAAGGGCCAGGCUUGGGAAGGGGGAGGGUAGAAGCCAGGCACUCCCAGAUUGGUCUUGGUCCCCUAGCUGCCUCUGUAAAGCUUCUAGAGUCUGGGACGCACUCCUCUCUCCAGAAGUCAGUGCUCCAGCAAGGUGAUCCUUCUAAGGGGUGCAGUACCCGAGAUUAGGUGGAUAUAAGAGUUUCCGUAGUUACAAAAGAGAGAUCCCCAAGCUCGGAUGCUUGCCCAGAUCUGUCUGUACCUUCGACCUUGUACUCCUUCUGGGACAGGCAAGCUAUCAGACAGGUUUGAGGACUGUCUGUGAUGAGGCAGACACUGGGGGACAGUCUGGGGUGGAAGCUUUCUCUGCUAGCUAGACUUCAGCCUGGCUGUCAGCUGUGGCUUUUGCCCUGGGUGUCCUCCUGGGUGUCCUCCUUGCAUUGCCUUGGAAGUCAGGACUGGUAUCCGAUAGGCGGGGAGGAUCAGACUGUCCUUGUCGUCAGCAAAUCCCAGAAAGCCAGGUGGGCGCCAAUGAAUCUGGGCCCCCAAGAGGACCCAGAGGAAUCCCAGUCAGGAUGGGGGCGGGGUAGACCCGGAUUUUGAGGGCUGGAAUGGGGAAACAGAGCAGAAGGACCUGGUCAAGUUCUCUAUGGCUUGGAGAUGUCCAAGCCUCAACUGUUGGAGCUUCCAUUCCCACACUGUCCCCUGACCCCAGCUCUGCUCCAUCCCUCCUACCACACAGCCAAAUAAAACGUUUCCCAGCC
Myodes glareolus (Bank vole) is the source of this 1761-nucleotide messenger RNA. It is a transcript of the gene Fbxo44, whose product is annotated as F-box protein 44. The record is from RefSeq and is a predicted model, not a curated record. Gene Ontology annotation, molecular function: ubiquitin protein ligase activity; protein binding. Gene Ontology annotation, biological process: SCF-dependent proteasomal ubiquitin-dependent protein catabolic process; glycoprotein catabolic process; ERAD pathway. NCBI's taxonomy places the organism in Eukaryota, Metazoa, Chordata, Mammalia, Rodentia, Cricetidae. Gene Ontology annotation, cellular component: cytoplasm; SCF ubiquitin ligase complex.